AUGCACCUGCCGGGCUGCGCGCCCGCCAUGGCCGACGGGAGCUUCUCACUGGCCGGCCACCUGCUCCGCAGCCCGGGCGGGAGCACCUCGCGGUUGCAUAGCAUCGAGGCCAUCCUGGGGUUUACCAAGGACGACGGGAUCCUCGGCACCUUCUCGGCGGAGCGGAGCGUCCGGGGCGCGAAGGAGCGAGAUAGGAAGCUGGGCUCGCGGCCCGCCUGCCCCAAGGCGCCCGCGGAAGGCUCCGAGCCCUCCCCGCCGCCAGCCCCGGCGCCAGCCCCGGAGUACGAAGGCCCUCGUCCCUACGGCCCCAAGGAGUCCGGGGAGGCACGACCGAGCCCAGGGCUGCCCAUUGGACCAGCCCCCGGCGACGUGAAGCUGUCGGAGGAGGAGCAGCCCAAGAAGAAGCACCGGCGGAACCGCACGACUUUCACCACGUAUCAGCUGCAUGAGCUGGAGCGCGCGUUCGAGAAGUCCCACUACCCCGACGUGUACAGCCGCGAGGAGCUGGCCGGCAAGGUCAACCUACCCGAGGUCCGGGUCCAGGUGUGGUUCCAGAACCGACGGGCCAAGUGGCGGCGGCAGGAGAAGCUGGAAGUGUCGUCCGUGAAGCUGCAGGACUCGCCCCUCCUCUCCUUCAGCCGCUCCCCGCCCUCCGCGGCUCUGGCGCCCCUCGGGUGGGCCCCGGCCUGCAGCUACACGCCGCCGCCGCCGCCCUUCCUGAACUCCCCGCCGCUGGGCCCCGGCCUGCAGCCUCUCGGGCCGCCGCCGCCGCCCGCCUACCCGUGCGGGCCCGGCUUCGGGGACAAGUUCCCGCUGGACGAGGCGGACCCGCGCAACAGCAGCAUCGCGGCGCUGCGCCUGAAAGCCAAGGAGCACAUCCAGGCCAUCGGGAAGCCGUGGCAGGCCCUCUAG
Messenger RNA from Galeopterus variegatus (Sunda flying lemur), 912 nucleotides. It is a transcript of the gene RAX, whose product is annotated as retina and anterior neural fold homeobox. Gene Ontology annotation, biological process: positive regulation of transcription by RNA polymerase II. The transcript has 4 exons. The record is from RefSeq and is a predicted model, not a curated record. Gene Ontology annotation, molecular function: DNA-binding transcription factor activity, RNA polymerase II-specific; RNA polymerase II cis-regulatory region sequence-specific DNA binding. The coding region runs from base 1 to 912 and encodes 303 amino acids. NCBI's taxonomy places the organism in Eukaryota, Metazoa, Chordata, Mammalia, Dermoptera, Cynocephalidae.